Messenger RNA from Cyanistes caeruleus (blue tit), 1027 nucleotides. RefSeq names its product ribosomal RNA processing 15 homolog (gene RRP15). Lineage: Eukaryota; Metazoa; Chordata; Aves; Passeriformes; Paridae. Gene Ontology annotation, biological process: maturation of LSU-rRNA; maturation of 5.8S rRNA. The record is from RefSeq and is a predicted model, not a curated record. Gene Ontology annotation, cellular component: preribosome, large subunit precursor.
CCAGCGGCGUGUCCCAUGGCUGGCACUGCCCGGUGCUGUGGCUGCUCCUGCCCCCCUGCGCUGACCCUUUGGGCUUUUCCCUCUCAGCCCGGGGUGUACCGCCAACAACUCCUUAAUUCCCUAGGUUCUGAGUUAAGCUCAGACCUUCCAGAAGACAGCUACUCUUCAGGAGGUGAAGCUCUGGAUGGUGAUGAUGAAGAUGAAGCAGCAGGCCCUGGCAGCGUGGCUGAAGAGGCAACAAGCUCCAAAGAUGGUCCAAGUUCAGGAUGGGCAGAUGCCAUGGCAAAAGUGCUCAACAAAAAGAUUCCACAGAAUAAGUCCACCAUCUUGGCCAAGAAUAAAAGCCUGGAGAAAGAGAGAGAGAGAAAAAAACAAGAAAGGCAAGAAAAGAAGAUGAGGCUCGAUAAAAAGCGGGAAUGGGAAAUGAUGUGCCGAGUGAAGCCAGAUGUUGUCAAAGACCGAGAGAAGGAAAGAAAUCUUCAGAGAAUUGCCACAAGAGGUGUUGUACAAUUAUUCAAUGCUGUCAGGAUGCACCAGAAGAAAAUGGAAGAGAAGGUGAAGAAGGUUGGGAGCUCUGAGAGGAAGCGUGCUAAACUGAUGUCUUCUGUUUCAAAGAGAGAUUUCAUCGAUGUUCUAAGAAACAUGGACGGGGCUAAAGGAGGCAAGAAUCCAGUUGGAAAGGCCACAAAAAGUAAACAGGGUGAAGUGAAAUCCGAAGAGGGGCCAGAAUGGAAUAUCCUCCGUGAUGACUUCAUGAUGGGAGCAUCUAUGAAGGACUGGGACAAGGAAAGUGAUGGAGAAGGCAACAGUGAAGAAGGAGGUGCUCUGAAACAAGAAGAUGACAGUGACUGAAUGAAACUGAAAACCAUUCAAGACAAUUUUUUUAUCUUCUUAAGUCUGUUUGGAUAAAAAGCCAGCAUUCUAUGAAUGUACAACACUUGGAGGAUGCCUCUUUUAAAAGGAAAAAAAAAAGACUUACACAACCUUGGAGUGUUUUCUCCUCCAUGUCAAACUUUUAUUUAAUAUA